AUGAAACGCUGUAUUGCUCUCUGUUUGAUAAUUGUAGGCAUGAUUGCAUCAGAACAUGUCUUUCACAGAAAUUCCAAACCCUUGGUUCUGCGAAGGCUCGAUUGUGUCGCUGAACACCCUUCCUAUAUGAAAAUGUUGCAGUGCAUUUUAGAGAGCCCUCGUCAUUCGCCGCAAUUAAUUAGCAUUGCCGUAAACGUCAAACAGGCUCUUUCUAAGAUAUAUCUCAGCACGAACGUGUACGUGAAACAACGUCAAAGUAUGAUGUUUGUUUACGGUACAACGUUUGAGUACUGCGAGUUUUUAAUGCACAAUGAAUCUCGUCAAGCGAAUCCCGUAGCGGUUCUCGUCUACAACUAUGCCAAACACAACGUCCCACAAAUAUUAAAACCCUGCCCAUUGUCGGGAAUCUUUAACGUGAGCGGUUUGCGCGUAGAUAAGAACCUGAUACCACCGUUCGUAACACCCGGUGUGUACUUUGCAUCACAAAGAUUGUUCAACAAACGAAACGAAACGUUGUUCGAGUACGAAACAGAGUUUGCCGUUUCUGCACCUUCAAUAUUUAACAGAACUAUGGCAUUGUUCUCACUGAAGUAA
This is a messenger RNA of Anopheles maculipalpis, 594 nucleotides long. RefSeq lists its product as uncharacterized. The transcript has 2 exons. Lineage: Eukaryota; Metazoa; Arthropoda; Insecta; Diptera; Culicidae. The coding region runs from base 1 to 594 and encodes 197 amino acids. The record is from RefSeq and is a predicted model, not a curated record.